Drosophila yakuba is the source of this 2229-nucleotide messenger RNA. RefSeq names its product V-type proton ATPase subunit E (gene Vha26). NCBI's taxonomy places the organism in Eukaryota, Metazoa, Arthropoda, Insecta, Diptera, Drosophilidae. Gene Ontology annotation, molecular function: proton-transporting ATPase activity, rotational mechanism. The coding region runs from base 221 to 901 and encodes 226 amino acids. Gene Ontology annotation, cellular component: proton-transporting two-sector ATPase complex, catalytic domain. The transcript has 5 exons. The record is from RefSeq and is a predicted model, not a curated record. Gene Ontology annotation, biological process: proton transmembrane transport.
UGUUACAAGUGCGAUAACAAUUACAUCGGUGCUCUGACAGCUGCAAUAAAUACACAUUUUAACCCAUCCAAUCGCAGGGUCACACUUUCGUGAAAUCAUAUGAUCGAUUUGCAGUGAAAAUUUUCAGACGUUGGGCAGAAGGCAAAAGCACUGUUGUACGUGGGCUUCUUCGAAACACUUGAAUUUCUUUUCGGUUUGUGCAGUGAAAAAUACAGUCAAAAUGGCACUGAGCGAUGCUGAUGUACAAAAGCAGAUCAAACACAUGAUGGCGUUCAUUGAGCAGGAGGCCAAUGAGAAAGCCGAGGAGAUCGACGCCAAGGCCGAGGAGGAGUUCAACAUUGAGAAGGGACGUCUCGUCCAGCAGCAACGUCUCAAGAUCAUGGAGUACUACGAAAAGAAGGAGAAGCAAGUGGAGCUGCAGAAAAAGAUUCAGUCUUCCAACAUGCUCAACCAGGCUCGUCUGAAGGUGCUAAAAGUGCGCGAAGACCAUGUGAGCAGCGUGCUGGAUGAUGCCCGCAAGCGUCUCGGCGAAGUCACCAAGAAUCAGUCCGAGUACCAGACUGUGCUGACCAAGCUCAUCGUUCAGGGCCUGUUUCAGAUCAUGGAGCCAAAGGUGAUCCUGCGCUGCCGCGAGGUGGACGUGCCUCUGGUACGUGACGUCCUGCCUAACGCUGUGGAGCAAUACAAGGCCCAGAUCCAACAGAACGUCGAUUUGUUUAUCGACGAGAAAGACUUCCUCUCUGCUGACACCUGCGGUGGUGUUGAGCUGCUGGCUCUCAACGGACGCAUCAAGGUGCCCAAUACGCUGGAGUCCAGAUUAGAGCUCAUUUCGCAGCAGCUGGUGCCCGAGAUUCGUAACGCCCUUUUCGGCCGAAACGUCAAUCGCAAAUUCACCGACUAAAUUCUAUAAGUGCAAAACAAAAUAUAACUAACCAGAAGGAGAACCAGCAUCAACACCUAUCCAGAAGAAACAGUUCAAGUUAUUACAACAGAAGCUCCACCCACUAAAUAUUGUACCCAACUAAACUCAUCCUUUGGCAGUCAGGCAACAGCUAGGAUUAUAUUCGAUUUCAAAAUACUUUUGCCGUGUCUUUUUAUAGUGAAACUGAAACACUCAAGAAUAUUUCGGUCCUUGUGUACGCAACAGUUAUAAUAGUAACCACACUAAACACGCAUAUAUAUUCUCCGAUAUAUAUGUCUGUAUGCCAAUACUUACUAUAUAGUUUAGAGGACACGAUCCUAGAAGCAUAUGAAUGCAUAAUACGAGUUUGUUAAAGUUUGUUCGUUGUUUUUUUUUUACAUAUGCACAUAUUGCUGAGCAGUAGGUCCAGACAUGUGCUUAUAAAUUUUAAAAUUUUGCAUACAUUCCUGUCCAAGAAUUUUUAUUUCAGUUUUUCCCUCCUUUUUUGUACAUUAUGUUCUGUAGUCUUUGUUAAAUUUCUAUAUGUCUAUGUCGCUUAUGUUUGUAAUUAUCAAGUGCAGCGUUUAGGAGGAACAACAGCAGUGGAUCGCCAUUUUUAAAGAGCCGCUGACAGGUUGCGCAUGUUACCACACAGCAUUGUUGCCCAGCGAAACACCGAAAUGGACCUAAACCACCGAUUUCGCUGCUUCGUGGGCAACGGACGCAUGUGCAGCUGCCACCGGCUCAACAAAAGUCCCGAACAUCUUCAAUGUCUGUUGUUGAGAUAUCGAAAGUUAAGAAUACACACUGCUUAGCACGCAACACAUAAACCCACCCCAUAACACAUACGACGAUUAAGUAUUGCCAAGCUGGCCAAGUAGCUAAAUUGUUGACGAUUAAGUGCAGCUUCCACACCCUUAUAUAACUACUUAAAAGAAAAUAUGAAAAAAUGGAAAUUAGAUAUACAAUUUAGGGGACUGCCGAACUGCUACCGUUUCCACCCGUCGCUGCACCUUCAUAUCAGGCUUUAAAACAACACCAUGUUGAUACACACGACUAGCACGCAGGAACUACAGCAGAUUUGAACCUUGUAUUUGCAUGUUUGCCAAUGUUCAUAGUGUAUUCUUCUAGCUCAUUUUCUAACCGUUACCAAGUAAAUCGAAAUUGUUCAAAGAUGAAUAGCUACAAGUUUAGCAAUCAAAUUCAAAUAGCAUAUGCGUUAUUAUAUAACAUCGAGUACUAUAUACAUUACAUGAAAUACAAAAUGCAAGUAAAAUUACUUUUAAACACAAUUUAUGUUGAAUAAAACAGUAUUUCCAAAAACUAAA